AAAAUGGGGACAUGUACGCUUAAGCUGUCCUAGUGUCCGUAUGCUCGGCGUCCCCUCAGGAGACAGGACGCUGCUGCACGUUGUGUUCGUCUCUCGGGGGCGUGACGCUCCGCCGCCUGCUGGUGCCGAGCCGCGCUGGGCCGCUCCGGGAGGUGGGCGUCGCCCUGCGCUUAUUUCUCGCUCAUCUCUGGCCAGGCGGCCUUUAGUAGAGGGGAGCUUUCAGGUCUCACGAGAGGCAGGCAGCACCGGCACUGGGCAUAUGGGCGAGUGGCGGCGACGGUGUACGGUGAGGCAGCACCACAGUGGCGCCCACAGCGCGAGUGUAUCCGGUGCGGGCGACCGAGGCUGCGUCGUGGUGGUGGUUGUGCCAGUGUGUCUGGGGGAGGGGAGGGGCGUAGCGAUGGGCCGGGGAGGGGCAGCGGGCGGGCAGGGACGGAGCCGGGUCACCUAGUCCAGGACCGGCCCCGUCACCCGACAGGCUCUGCUCUGCUGCCUCACUCAGUCCCUCGGUGGACCUGGAGCUCGACGCACCGCCCCGCCGCUGCUUCCCGCGCGCCCACCGCCACGCCGCCUCCAGCACUCUACCCGGCCAUGCCCCCGCCGCCCCGCACACAGGUGUCGCGGUGCACGGGGUGAACAUCCCCGCGCAGGGCGUGUGCUGUGCUGCGGCGCCUCCAGUGUUACUGUGCUGCUGGCAGGUCCACUAGCCCACACUUGUGCCGCGGCGACAGGGGGCAGCGCAUCGUGUGUGUGUGUGCGUGUGUGGGCCUCGGUGCGUGCCUCGGCGCGUGUAUGUGUGUGCGUAUAGCCCGACACCACCAUGCCGGCGUACAUCGUCAAGAUCAGGAAAAAAGAGGACUUGAACGCCCUCUCCGGCAUACAGAAAACCGGAACAACAGUGUACAAAAUCCGCCUUAACAACAACAACAAUAACAAUAAUAACAACAACAAUAUCAUCAAUAACAACAACAACCACAACAGUCAUCACAUCAUCACCAACAACAACAGCAAAACCGACUUCAACCACAACCACCUACUAAGCCUCACGCCGUCCCCGCCGCCGACGCCCGCCGCGCUCACCCACUCCCUCGAGGACCUUCAGGGCGAGGGCGGCAGCGUGUACCUGAGUGAGAGUCUGCGGCCGCUGGGAUGUACGGGCGAGCGGCGGGCGAUGCGGCUGGCGGGGCGGGUGUGCUCCGUGGUGGGCCGCUCAGCCUCCAGCAAGGUGGAGGAUGUCAUCGACGAAAUCCUUAGCCUGGAGGAGGGCUACGAGGCUGACACUCGCAAGACCCCGGAGCAGCUGUGUGGCGUCCAGCCCGCGGCCAACAACAGUGUGCCUGACCCACUAUGCAAUAUACUGGGCCUCAACAGCUACAUGGGCAAGACGUCCACCUCGUGUCCUCCUGACGUGCCCCAGGUGAAGAGCGAGCCGCCCGUCAAUGACCAGCAGCUGGUGGCCUACAUGAAGGACAGGCAGAAGAAGGACAAUCAUAAUAUGAUUGAGCGAAGACGAAGGUUCAACAUCAACGAUCGCAUCAAAGAGCUGGCCACUCUCCUCCCAAAGAGCAACGAACCGUACUUUGAACUCGUGCGAGACCUUCGCCACAACAAAGGUCAGAUCCUCAAGGCCUCCGUGGACUACAUUCGGCGCCUCAAGCUGGACGCUGAUGCCAACAAGGAAGCGGAGGCCAAGCGUCGCGCCCUUGAGCAGCAGAACAGGCAGCUCCACCUUAGAAUACAGGAGCUGGAGGGAAGGCUGCGUUCAAAUGGCAUCAAGGUGGACGAGACCAACAUAGAUAAGAGUUUGCUCCUGUCAACGAUCAUUAAGACGGAGAUGGUGGGCAGCAGCAUGGGCGGGGUUGGGGGAGGGCUGGGAGCCGGAGAAUGUGGAGGUGGUAGUGGUGGGGGAGAGCUGAAGGAGGUGAGGUGCAGCCAGAGUCUCACCGGUUCCCUGCUUGACGAGCUGCUGGAAGACUUCACAUCCGGCGGCUUCAAUUUAGAUCUGAUGGACGAUGACGGUCCAGCCUUCACCAGCGACCCUGUGUUCUCCUCGCCGCAGGUCUCGUCUCCCAACUCCUCGCACCACUCCUUCGACGAUGCCCUCACCCCCGACUCCAUGGACAUUGCCACGUGAUUGUGAAUGUGUGUCGUAGGAGAGCCGAUAUUUUUUAUGUAUAUAUGAAGACUUGUGAGUUUUUGCUCAUUUUCUUGGUCUUGUAUUAUGUGCACUUAUGAGGCUUUUUACUGUUUUAGUUCUGUUUUGUUUGUCAUUUCUAAUUUGCUUCCCAACAAGAGAUUUUAUUAUUGUAUUGAAAGUUCAAAUUUGUUAUGUCUCUUCGUAAGGAUAUAUUUUGUAGUUACAUGAUAUUUUUAUGAAUGGUUUACUAGUGCAUAUUAUAAGAUUUUUCUGUGAAUAAGUGCAUUAAUUCCCAGAAAUUACUUAUUUAAUUAAUUUCAAGAAUACACAUGAAUGUUUACUUCAACCUGAGGUGACUGGAUCCAAAGUGGUAAUAUUUUUAUUUUUGUUAUAUAUCAGAGCAGUGAUACUGCUCAACAGCUCUGUUUUAGAAAACAACAGGUUACAUACAGAGAAUAUAUAUGUAUGUUUUGAUAAACAACUGUAACAUACAGAUAAUAUAUAUGUAUAUAUAUUUCCUGCAAUUUUUUUGUGGAAUACCUCAUAGACAUCCAUUAUUUAACAUAAGAGAAUAAUCUCUCGCAUUACAUAAGAAGCCGUGUGCUUGGUGUAGCACCAAGGCAUUUCAGGAUGAUUUAGCAGGAAGGUUAAUCUUUGAGGAGGAAUAAUGCUUUUUGUGGGAUCCACACUACCAAGCUUGAUUUUGGUACCUGACAGCAUAGUAUUGUCUAUGCUAAACGAAACUAAACAUUGUAUAACUUUUUAAUACUAAUGUAAUAAUGCACAUAACUUUACAGAGCAGCCAGAAUGACUUUCUGUCUGUAAUGAAUAACAUGCUCAUUCAUCAUAUUAAUAACCUUUAUUGAAGAUAUUUAACAUUGCAUAGUUCAGCUGUACGUGUUACCCAUGUGUCAUAUUAACAUAUAUAACAUUGUACAGUUUAUUUUCUUUGAAUUUAAAGAUGGAGAGCUAUUCAGAAUUAUCGCAUGUACAUAAUUACAUCCAUAUAAUUCAGUGAAUUAUAUCUGAUGUUUUGCAAAAUUCAUCAUGUUCUACAUUUCCAAUUUGAUCAUCAACAAUUUACCACAGACUUUUAAUCAUCUCCAUACACGUGCACUGAGUUGCAUGCUCAUGAAAAUCAUGGACUAAACAAUUGUACAUAGUAAUCUUGUUUGUUCACUUGCCCAGACAUGUAUUGUGAAUAUACACUGGUGUUCCUGUUCCUCGCAGUCCAAGAAGCUGGUGUUGAAGGUGUACAUAAUGUGUGAUGAUUAGUUGUAUUUUGAAUACUUUUGUAUGUAGUCACAUAACCUCUAUUUUAACUCAUGGAGACCGUCUCCAGCCCUUGAUUUAAUUUAAGACAUCAUUUAUCUUAAAGAUGUCUGUGUGUGUGAAUAUAUAUAUAUAUAUAUAUAUAUAUAUAUAUAUAUAUAUAUAUAUAUAUAUAUAUAUAUAUAUAUAUAUAUAUAUAUAUAUAUAUAUAUAUAUAUACACACACAUGCACACACACACACACACCACUAUGUAGAUGAUUUAAUCAUUAUGAAUACA
Messenger RNA from Eriocheir sinensis (Chinese mitten crab), 3688 nucleotides. RefSeq names its product transcription factor E3-like. The transcript is spliced from 8 exons. The record is from RefSeq and is a predicted model, not a curated record. Gene Ontology annotation, cellular component: nucleus. The coding region runs from base 821 to 2134 and encodes 437 amino acids. Gene Ontology annotation, biological process: regulation of transcription by RNA polymerase II. NCBI's taxonomy places the organism in Eukaryota, Metazoa, Arthropoda, Malacostraca, Decapoda, Varunidae. Gene Ontology annotation, molecular function: DNA-binding transcription factor activity, RNA polymerase II-specific; protein dimerization activity; RNA polymerase II cis-regulatory region sequence-specific DNA binding.